Messenger RNA from Prorocentrum cordatum, 843 nucleotides. The record is from the annotation of a GenBank genome assembly. NCBI's taxonomy places the organism in Eukaryota, Dinophyceae, Prorocentrales, Prorocentraceae.
AUGGCCGAAAUAUUUCCACUAGCGCCAAGCACUAUGAUCAUCUUUCCUUGGUGGAGGCAACCAGGCCAACUUCCAGGCCUCCAGCGAUUCCUUCAGAAAGACGGCGCGGUCCUACGGUACCAGGAGUUCUGCGCCGUCACCAGGUGCGGCUCCAACCCUGGGGGUCUGCAGGCGUCCCUGGCCGCUGGGCGGCGGGGCCUCGAGGAGAGGGCCGCCGCGAGCCUGCUGGCCGCGGAGUUCCCCCUGCUCCUGAGGCUCACGCCCUCCGCCAAGAUGGGCUUGGCGUUCCGGCAACUCGAGAGCGAGCGGCUCACGUUCUGCGACGGCAGCCGCCUGGACGUCCCGCGCGGCUGCUUCGGCGAGGCGCUGCGCGAGAGGCGCCUCCUCGUGGCGUGGGCGCCCCCCGCGGCGCGAUGCCGCCGCGGGGCCGCGGCGGCCGCGGAGGACCUCCCGCCCUUCCUGCGCGAGCCUUGCCGCCACCGCUGGUACGGGCUGCCGCCCACCGCCGCCUUUGCGGGGCCUCGCCGCGCCGAGGAGGCGGAGUGCUGCCGCCGCGGCCUCGCGGCGCACCUGGCGUCGCUCGUGCCCAGGGCCGGCCGCGCGAGGACAAGGCGGCCGCGCGAGGCGGCGGGCCGGCGGGCCCUCCCGCGCCGCGGGCGCUGCGGGCGCCGCCCUUCAGGAUCUCGGGGCCGCCGCAGCCUCGGCAUCCGGAGCCGGCGCCGCCGCCGCGGCCAGGCAGGCGCCGAGCAGCCGCCCGCGCCCGUGCCCCAGAGGCCGCUGCGAGCAGCCGCCCGCCCAGAAGCCGCCUCCUCCGGCGAGGAGUCCGACGGCCUGUGGGCGUAG